AUGGACCCUUGUCUCCACCCGUCGCACUUCUAUACCCAUGGGGCGUAUCUCCCGCAUGGUACCGGCCCUGGACCAUAUCGAAGGCUGAUUCCCCAAUUCAGCUACAGCACUACGCCUCUGCACAGUGACAUCCGCCCAGCGGUUCCGCUGAGCUGGGUAACUGACGAUUUCCCUAAUGAAGGACGACCGCCACCUUUAGGAUUUAGUUGGGAGGAACGGACAGACGAACGAUUGCAGUGGCGGGGAAGUAACACGGGAAUUUGGCAUGCGGCUGACGGGAGGUGGAGAGAAGCACAUCGAAUUCGGCUCGCUGCAUUGGCGGGUGGUUUUGGGGGAGCCAAUACAAGCGUGUUGAUGCCUCUGAAAGAUGAGGAAGAAGUUUCGCCUGUUGGCCCGCCGGAAGAGGUUCCACGUGCUCGUUUUCUGAAUGCGUUGCUGGAUGUGGCAUUUGCGGGCCGCCCUCUGAACUGCGAGCCAAAGGAAUGCGCGAAGUUGGAGGAGAUGUUCGAAUGGAGGGCAGCUCAUGAUCUCAAGAAGGCUGCCCACUAUCCUCGACGUGGAUGGGAAUGGCUGGUCUAGUCGCUUCAAGCGUCUCAUGAACUCUGGGUCUCUGAUAUUCAAGGCGAGCGGCUAUCCGGAAUGGUUCACCGAUCGAUUGGCGCCAUGGGUACAUUUUAUUCCAAUCCAAAACUCGUUCAGCGACCUGCUCGACGCACUUGUGUUCUUUCGUGGGGAUCCAAGCGGUCAAGGUGCCCAUGAUGUCAUGGCCCGACGUAUUGCCGAAGCAGGGCGGGAAUGGAGUAGGAAGUUUUGGCGGAAGGAAGACUUGGUGGCUUAUAACUAUAGAUUGUUCCUGGAGUAUGGACGCGUUAUGAGUUCAAAUCGGGAGGAAAUGUCGUUUAUAAUGUGGGAGGAUGACCAAGAAGACGAAACACGGGAGCAAGAGCUAUCCCACGGAAAUCGCUAUGAAGUUUGGUCGAAAAAUCAGCGUAAGGGCUCGGUGUCUUCUUCCGCCACCUGCCUCAUCACUAUGUCAUCGACGGACUUGGACAACGAAUGGCGCCCAUUCUAUCUUGAUUACAACCUUUUGAAGCGCGAGCUCAAGGCUCGCACGACAGGGCAUGGCUGGAGGUCCAAGGACGAGAAGGAGUUUACUCUACUGCUCGAGAAGGAGCUCGACAAGAUCCACGACUUCCAAAAAGCAAAGACCACCGAGCUCGCUCACCGCAUUCGCGAAGCAGAGAAGGACGUGAAACGGCUGGUGAACGAGGAGCGCAUAUUUGAGGAGAAUGCGCUGAGGAGUCCGCGACAUCACCGGAUGCGUUCGCCAAGCAGCCCUGACCCAGAGACCCAGUUGGAGGACAGUCUUGGCCUUGACGGUGGCUCUGAUGACGAUACUGACUCCGACGAGGAUGUCUCCUCAAUGGGCGCCGACUCACUCGAUGCCCUGGAGGCCCGUUUCCAUGGGCUGGAGGAGGAGGUCGCGAAUCUCGUUGCAGACGUUCACGACUUGGCGUUAUAUACCAAGCUCAACAUCACGGGGUUCAUGAAGAUUUUGAAGGUUCGCAUUGUCUUGGUUUUCCUACAAGCUCGGUCUCAGUAUCUCUUUCUCAGAAACACGACGUUGGUGCUCGCCUGCUUUAUUUUUCAGAAUAAUGACUUUAGAGGACAGAAACUAACGGGAUUAUCUCUCAAGUCCACCUUCGUCCAGGACUACCUCGAAAAGCGAGCGUUUUACAAGUACAACUGGGACGCGCUUAUCGUCAAGCUCUCCAAGUUGUAUGAUUUAGUGAGGACAAGAGGCCAUCCUGUCCAGGGCGACUCGAGUGCUGGCGGGAGCCAGAGUGCUUUUGUGCGACAGACGACGAAAUAUUGGGUGCAUCCAGACAACCUCGUGCCGCUCAAGCUUGCAAUUCUGCGUCACCUGCCUGUCCUCGUGUUCAAUGCCGAGAAGGAGUUCGACCCCAAGGACGCUGCUAUUACGUCAAUAUAUUUCGAUAACGAGGACCUCGAGCUGUACCUUGGUCGUUUGGAGAAGACUGAAGGUGCAGAAGCUAUUCGUUUACGGUGGUAUGGCGACAUGGGCGUCAGAACGAUAUUCGUGGAGCGGAAAACCCAUCGAGAGGAUUGGACGGGUGAAAAGUCUGUGAAAGCCCGGUUCCCAAUCAAGGAGCAUCUCGUCAAUGCAUUCUUGAGAGGCGAGUACACCGUUGACGAAGAGUUUCAACAACUAGUCACCAAGGGCAAAAAGACGCGACAAGAGGUGGAUUCCAUGAUUCAGCUGGCGAACGAGGUCCAGUAUGCUGUUCUGUCAAGAAAGUUACAACCUGUCAUGCGUUCUUUCUACAACCGGACAGCAUUCCAACUUCCUGGUGAUGCUCGAGUCCGGAUAUCGCUCGACACAGAGUUGACGAUGGUGCGCGAGGACAAUUGGGAUGGGCGGAGUCGAGCGGGUGAUAACUGGCGGAGAACGGAUAUUGGAAUUGACUAUCCAUUUGAGCAGUUGCCGGCAGACGACAAAGAACAGUUCAAAUAUGGCGUUCUCGAAGUCAAGCUGCAAACACAGUUUGGCCAAGAGCCUCCGGAAUGGGUGAUGGAGUUGGUGCAGUCGCAUCUUGUUGAAGCUGUCCCAAAGUUCAGCAAGUUUAUUCAUGGAUGUGCUACGCUUUUACCUAACCGCGUCGAUCUCGUUCCGUUCUGGCUACCUCAGAUGGACAUUGACAUCUUGAAACCCGAUACGGGUUACCUGAGUGUUAUCGAGCGACCACCGCAUACACCAUCAGCCGAGCGAGAAGAGGAUGAUGAUGCUGACCGCCAACCGGCUUAUGACGAAGACAAGCGGACGGGGUUGAGUGGGAAAGAGGUUGCCGAGGCGAUUGCGUUCAGGGAAGAAAUGCUCAAGGCGAAAGGCAAGGCUCCUGCCAACCACGAAACCAACGGUGGCGACAUCAAACCUCCCAGUCCACGCAAGGGCCUCGCUAUACCGCCUAAACCGCGAGCCUUGUCGAUUGACCCACUUGCACCAUCAUUGGCGUUCGACGAGACAUUGCGGGAUCGUCUGAAGGGCGAGAGGCGGGCACAGAAACGGAGAGAAGAAGAACAGUCGACUGAGACAUUGCGGGAGGACCAGGAAGAGCGAGAUGAGGAUGACCCGCUUCUACCGCGACCACGGGAUGACGAGCGACGAGUGUCACGGGAUGUCCAUGCCCCACCAGGCAAACGAAUAUCUGUCCCAAUACGCAUCGAACCCAAGGUAUACUUUGCUGCCGAGCGGACGUUCUUGAAAUGGCUGCAUAAUGCUGUAUUUAUUGGCACAAUUGCAACUACGCUGCUCAACUUUACCGAACCCAGCGACACGUAUGGUCUGAUUAGCGCUGCGCUGUUUACUCUUGCAGCCCUCCUGGCCAUUGCGUAUUCCGCCGCAAUAUUUGUUUACCGGGCGCACCGUCUACGCGCUCGGAGGGCAGAGGGCUUGUACUAUGACAAGUAUGGGCCGACCGUUUUGUGUGUUGUUCUGUUUCUGGCUAUGGCGGCCAAUGUUGGGAUGCGUGUGGCGGAGAUGGUGGACGAUGCUUCAGACUAG
This is a messenger RNA of Mycena indigotica, 3583 nucleotides long. Its product is annotated as SPX domain-containing protein. Bases 524 to 3583 code for a protein of 1019 amino acids. Lineage: Eukaryota; Fungi; Basidiomycota; Agaricomycetes; Agaricales; Mycenaceae. The transcript is spliced from 16 exons. Gene Ontology annotation, cellular component: vacuolar transporter chaperone complex; fungal-type vacuole membrane. The record is from RefSeq and is a predicted model, not a curated record.